Nematostella vectensis (starlet sea anemone) is the source of this 594-nucleotide messenger RNA. RefSeq names its product V(D)J recombination-activating protein 1-like. NCBI's taxonomy places the organism in Eukaryota, Metazoa, Cnidaria, Anthozoa, Actiniaria, Edwardsiidae. The transcript has a single exon. Gene Ontology annotation, biological process: V(D)J recombination. Gene Ontology annotation, molecular function: ubiquitin protein ligase activity; sequence-specific DNA binding; endonuclease activity. The record is from RefSeq and is a predicted model, not a curated record. Bases 1 to 594 code for a protein of 197 amino acids.
AUGGGAGAUGUCUCUGUUUACAAAGAAACAGGUGACAGGUUUCUCCAUGACAAAGCAUUUCGCCAUUCUUUUGCAGUCAUCAAAAUUGAGGCACUAACUAAUGGUAAUGUCAUUCCUCUCUUUCUUGAAGACGAGCCGAACUCGGUUCGAACUAACAGGCCUUUGCUUGAAGCAAUUGCAGAUGAAAAUAACAAUGCGUCUAGUUGUGUGUGUCUAAUCCCAUCAGAGGAGGAGAAGGAAUUUCUCAAAGGGAAACAACUGAAAAUUCAGGUAGAUGCUGGUGAGUGGAGAACUCACCAAGUCGUCUUUCAUAAUUCAAUGAUAGACGAGAAACUGGACCGUGCUGAAGGGGGUUUGGCAGGCAGUGGGUCCAGGUAUCUCUGCACAUUGUGUAAGGCCACAAGGGAGACAGCGAAAAGAGAAAUUGGCAGCUUCAGCAUAUGUCGGACAUACCAGGAAAAUGCUGAAAUUGCAGAAUAUGUCAGAACAAACCCUGAUAACCUUUCGAAGGAGCAGCUAGACACACUUGAACAAGGAGUUAAGUCUGCACCAAUUUUAAAGUCAGAUGCCAUAGAGAAAGGAAUUGAUGCCUGA